Messenger RNA from Dujonia railenensis, 2157 nucleotides. The record is from the annotation of a GenBank genome assembly. NCBI's taxonomy places the organism in Eukaryota, Fungi, Ascomycota, Pichiomycetes, Serinales, Debaryomycetaceae.
AUGUUGUACAGAUAUAUAUUCUCGUUCUUAUUUUUAGUGAGAGCCGUGUUGUCCUACAGUAAGUAUGAGACUUACGGCCCUGGAAUAUUGAGCUUCUACUCAUGUAAUUUAGCAAUCCAAGCGACUGCUACAUUCUGUGACGCAGAAGAUUAUGGCUGUACCUGUCACAACCCAGCAGCGAUUGCUAGUGUUGCUGGUUGUGUAAAUUAUGGGAAGGCACCCGAUGGACUGGAAAAAGAUUACUUUCAUUAUUGUAACGAAUAUUAUGAGGCCAAUAUCACAGAAGCAAUAUAUAUGGAAGCUUAUCAGAACUACACUAAGUAUGCCGUUAAAACUACUGACAUUGAAAAUUUCAACAUGACUGAAAUUAUUGAUGUUCCUGUCAUACUUGACCCAACGUUAAUCUCAAACUACAGAAAAGCAUACGUCAAUUUCCUUGGAAACUAUAAUAAUUCUUUAUAUUAUGGUAGUGGAAUAUUAGGCUACUGGGCUCUUGUGUUUUUGCUUUCUGGUAUCUCUCAUUGGGCUAAGUUCUUGUGUCCAAAUCUUAUGAAAAAGUGUACAGGACCUAUCACUAACUUUUGGAGAAAGAAUGUUACCCUUGCAGCUCUUGGUAAGAAAGAUAAAACAAACAACGUUAGAAUCUGGAAAGUCAUCAAUAUCUUAGUUCCAUCCAGAGUUGAAACUAUUAUUAUAAUUGGCUUUUGUGCUGUUACAAUAUUUGGUAACUCCCAUGCCAUAAACUAUUUUGAAGGAGAUCCUAUUUUCACAUCCAGAUCUGAGGCCCUAAUGAGAUAUUCUGCCGACAGAUCAGGUAUCACCGCUACUAUUAUGGUACCAUUAGUUAUUCUUUUGGCUGGUAGAAAUAAUUUCCUACAAUGGAUCACCGGUAUCAAUUUUGCUACAUUUAUCACCUACCAUAAAUGGGUAGCUAGGGUGAUGUUCACUUUGGUAGUCAUUCAUGCCGCAUGUUAUACUGUGAACUAUUCAAAUGAAGGAUACUUAACUUCCGAAUAUCAUGAGAAAUUUAUGAUAUUCGGUGCUCUUGCCACAGUAGCUGGCGGUAUAAUCUGGGUUCAAAGUGUAUUAUAUCUCAGAAGAAAUUGGUAUGAAAUCUUCUUAUUAGGCCACAUUAUAUUGGCUGUCCUCUUUAUCGUUGGUGCGUGGUAUCAUGUUAUUGACAUGGGUUACUUAGAGUUCCUCUAUGCUAGUAUUGCAGUUUGGAGUUUUGAUAGAGCAGUUAGAAUUGGUAGGCUUAUUCAUUUUGGUUGCCCAAAAGCUUCAGUAACUCUUUUGGCAAAUGAAACUUUGAAGGUUACAGUUCGUAGGCCAAAGUUUUGGUCAGCAACUCCAGGUGGACAUGCUUUUCUUCAUUUUAUGAGACCUUCAUGCUUCUGGCAAUCCCAUCCAUUCACAUUUACAGUCUCACCAGAUUCAAAUGAGAAUAUCGUUAUGUACUGUAAAGUGAAAGGUGGUGUUACACAUGGUCUCUACCAAUAUUUGACCACCCACCCAGGUAAGACAGCUCAGAUUAGAGUUUCUCUUGAAGGACCAUACGGAGAACCUACACCUGCUAGAGUGUACGAUUCAGCAGUCUUCAUUGCUGGUGGUAGUGGUAUUCCAGGUAUUUAUUCAGAAGUUUUGGACUUAGCCACGAAAGCAGCCCAAGACACCAGUAAGGCAUUGAAGUUACAUUGGGUUAUUAAAGAUUAUCAUUCAAUAUUUUGGUUCUAUGAUGAAAUUUUGGCACUUAAGAACUCUAAAAUUGACUGCACAAUCCAUGUAACUAGGCCAACUUUGUGUGCUGAUUCUGAGCAGGAAGAAACCUUUGGUGAUGUAUUACCUGAGCAAUCUAGUUCCGAUGAAAAUGACGAGAAAAAGAGUGGGUCAAUUGAUUUUAGUGAAACCAAGGAAGUAAAUGCUGGUGUCGUGAGCGAUAUAAAGAAGGGAUUGAGUCAUGUUACAUUCUUGGAAGGAAGACCUUCUAUUGAAAACCUUGUCAAAGCGGAAGUAGAAGAAUCUAACGGGUCUGUUGCGUUCGUCACAUGUGGACAUCCAUUGAUGGUUGAUGAAGUACGUUACUGUUGUGCUCACGCAUUAUACGAUUCAAAGGGCAAAAGAAUUGACUUCUUUGAGCAAUUGCAAAUCUGGGCUUAG